AUGGUAAAAAAUGACAAAGAUUCAUCUGGUCUCAUGCUAACUCUCUUCCAGUAUCAAACUUGUCCAUUUUGUUGUAAAGUUCGAGCGCUACUUGAUUAUAGAGGAUAUUCAUAUAACAUUAUAGAAGUUAACUCCAUAUGGAGGAAAGAAAUAAAAUGGUCCAAGUAUAAAAAGGUACCAAUUUUAGUGUGUGAAGGAACUAUUGAAGAUGACUAUUUGCAAAUUAAUGACUCCUCAGUGAUUAUCAGUGUCAUGGAAUCCCAUAUUUUAGACCGAAGUCAGAAAAUAGAGAAACUAUUAUCAUAUUUUCCUGUUAUUGAAUCAAAAAAUGAGAAGGGAAAAACUGUUUAUGAUUACCCCAACAAAUAUUUUAUUAUGUUUGGAGAAGCACCUGCUUAUGGAACACCUGACUAUAUGAAGAAAGAAAGGAAAUGGCGAGCCUGGGUUGAUGACAUUCUGGUACAUACACUGUCCCCAAAUAUUUACCGAACACCUUCUGAAGCUCUACAGGCUUUUAAUUAUUUCUCACAAGUUGGUGAGUGGGAAAAAAACUUCACCAUCUUUGAUCGUCUGGUGGUUAUUUAUAUUGGAGCUGCUGCAAUGUACUUUGUUGGGAAGAUUUUGAAAAAAAGACAUAAUUUAACUGAUGAUGUUCGCUCAUCUUUGUAUGAAGCUUGCAAGGAGUGGAUGAAAGCUUUAGAGGGCCAACCUUUUAUGGGAGGAGAAAAACCAAACUUGGCUGAUUUGUCUGCCUAUGGUGUUCUCAGUUCAAUUGAAGGAUGCAAUGCAUUCAAAGACUUGUUGGAGCAUACCAAAAUUGGUUCCUGGUACUACCAAGUGAAAAAAGCUGUCCAAACACAUCAGGGAGCCCAAAUAUCUAUUUGA
Acanthosepion pharaonis is the source of this 885-nucleotide messenger RNA. The record is from the annotation of a GenBank genome assembly. Lineage: Eukaryota; Metazoa; Mollusca; Cephalopoda; Sepiida; Sepiidae.